UUUAUUUUAAUGGUGUUCUAAUCCUGUCCCUUUUCUUGUAAGUUAAAGGGAUUUUUACUGGCUGACGGCCGUUUUAUCGUCGGCAGAAAGGGCCAAUUACUUUGAAACCCUUUAAGCACUGUGGCUGCAUCAGCUCCGGCAGAGCGACCAUCUGCGGCAGAGUGAGAGAGACGUAGUGGUUUGUGAAGGGAGCGGCCCUUAGGUACCGCAACAUCAGCACCGGAAUUUACCCCCGACUAGCUCUUUCUACUACGGAAACUCCAGCACUUGGAUAAUCGCUGUUUUCUCUGGCAUUAUAACAUCAGUGUCUGUCCAACAGCUCAAGGCUCCUCAUCUGCCGCCAGCCAGUACUGUGGUAAUAACCCCCCGGAUCUGUGCGUUUCUAGGGAUCAGGUGCUGCAGUAACGAACCAGAUAUAGCGGAGCUUCCGCCUGCCGAAUCGCAGGCCGGGACUGACAAGUCAUCCACAGAAGUACAGCCAAGAUACGAACACCGCUUUAUUUUCCAGAGCUGGACUAUCAGUAUCGGAGCUACCGAGACACCGCCGGUUUCACAGUUAUAAUACUGGAAUUUCCUUCACCUUCUGCAGUGAGACAGUGACAGUGGGUCGAUUUUUCUCAGCUUUUGCGAUAUCAGUCUCGAUAUCACGGAGCUUUCUGCAGAAGUGCUACAUUGCAGUCCGCGCAGGUUCGCGGCAGGUCCUUUUCGUCCUUUGGUAACCGUUGCUGAACAGCUAGAGUAGGAAGCAGCAUGGUGUCCUGGAUCAUCUCUAGGCUGGUAGUAUUGAUUUUUGGCACCUUGUAUCCAGCCUACUCCUCAUACAAAGCAGUGAAAACAAAAAAUGUCAAAGAAUACGUAAAGUGGAUGAUGUAUUGGAUAGUAUUUGCGUGUUUUACCACAGCAGAGACGCUGACAGAUAUUAUCUUGUCAUGGUUUCCAUUCUACUUUGAACUGAAGAUGGCAUUUGUUAUAUGGCUGCUAUCACCUUACACAAAGGGCUCAAGUGUUCUCUACAGGAAGUUUGUCCAUCCAACCUUAUCCAACAAAGAGAAGGAGAUCGAUGAAUACAUUUCACGAGCCAAGGAUCGGAGUUAUGAAACGAUGAUGAAAUUUGGAAGACGUGGUUUGAACUUGGCAGCCAAUGCAGCAGUUACUGCUGCUGCAAAGGGCCAAGGUGUGUUGUCUGAGAAGCUUAGAAGCUUUAGCAUGCAAGAUCUAACACUGAUUCAAGAAGAAGAGACAGUUCGCCUUCGUAAUUCAGAGACUCGUGUGCGCCCUGCCAGUGCUAUUCUGGAAAACAUCACGGAUUCAGCUGCAUCUCUGUACCUUCCUGGUGAAGAGUCCAGUCAAGGCCACAAGACUGAUGGAGAGCAGUCAGAUGCAAGAACAGAGCAGUCAGAUGAAGAUGCAGCAGAAAGAGCACCUAAGCGCACGCCGAGCAUUAAAACAACAAAGAGAGUUCAGAAGACAGAGCCACAAGCAAAGAAUAUUAAGACACGACCUAAGAAGAAAACUACAGCUUCCACUGAGUCGGCAUGAUGUUAUUGGCGGUAUGGAGAAGAAAACUUGAUAUCAUGGGCAGAGCAAGACAAAGAAGCAUAUAUAUGCCGUGGAUAAUAACAGAUUGUUUUGAACAAACACACACACACACACACACACACACACACGCACUUUCUCUGUAUGCAGGAGAUAUUCUAGGCAUAACGUAGUGUCCAUAUAGUACACAUUGCCAGCCGUAUAGAAAGAGCUUGAGUGAGAUUCUGGGUACAACUUAUCCAAUGUGCUUAAACACUAAAACACAUGCAACCACAUCAAACUUCACACACACACACACACACACACACACACACACACACACACACACACACACACACACCAGGAAAUAGUCUAAUCACAGAUUAAUGACCUUUGUUUACUGUUUUUCUGCAUCCAUAUGGCCAUGUUUACAUAGAAAAAAACAAAACAUGAGGUAUGCAGUUUGUCUUACCUGCAUAAACACGUAUAUGCACAGUUACUUGUGGUAUAACCUUGAGACUCACAGGCCUGAUGUACUCUAAGAGGUCAUGGAUUCCUUUUGCAAACCAGAAGGAUUGCAGACAUUUUACAGUGUACUUUAGAUGCAACAAUCAAAAGUUUGCAUCAUUACAGUAUUCACACUUAGAAACAUUUAUUAACUGUUGCAUUUCAUUAGAACUUCCUGUGCAUUUUGUCUUCCAGGUAGACAGUUGGAAAAGAGGAAUCAAAUGAAUGGGAAGACGCACUGUUUUUGCUACACUAGAGACAAUGUUUCUGCCAUUGUUACUGUUUAAAGAAACUGAGGUCAGCUAAAAGUAAAAGUUGUGCAGUACUUCAAAGAAAAUUUAGUUGCAAAGAAAGCUCCUUGUACAAUUGAGUACUGAGAGUACCCUUUGCUAAUCUUUGCAUCUGGCAAUGUGGUCUCUUGAAAACAGCAGAUCUCACUGCAGUCUUUCUGGUUUAGUAAGUAACAAGGACUACUGUGCCUGCUUCCCUUUCUAGAUUAUUUCAGAGGGUUUAGCCAGAGCCAAAUUUCCUACUGCCCAGCAGUGCAAAGCAGACUGGAAACUGCAUCAAGAAAGGAAGGCAACAUGAGGCACUUGUUACAUUUUUGCAUCAUGCCAAGGCCCUGUUGAUAGAUGAACAGUUAUUUUAUGUAUUGAUUUGUUAUGAUACCAGUAUUAUAUAGUUUCUGCAGAAAAGUACAACCUCACAGGGACCGAAGCAGUCGAAAUUGAUAUUCUUUAUCAGACAUUUUUCCAGAUACCUGUCCAGUGUAGACCUUCUGAUGCAGUUUCCUUAGGUGCACAUAUAGGAAGGGCUGAUGGCACAGUCCAGUUCAUUACUAAAAUGAGCAAGUUUAACUAUACUGUGAAAUAAACUCUGUAGAAGCCAAAUUUGUCAAGAGAUCAGAGCAAACUGCUUCUGCACUUAAAAACAGUACGCUUUAAUAUUGCAGGCACAGUAAGUAGACAGCUGAGACCUUAGUGCAGUAAAGAACUGAGACAGAGCUCUCAGUACACCUUUGCAAUCUCUGUCCAGAAUUCUGUUUGAAUUCAUUGCAACACUUUAGUAAUAAUUAACAGUUAAAUUUAUGAAUCUCAUGCUUUGUAUAUAUAGUGCAAGAUGAGCAAGGAAACGUUGUUACAGCAGUUAUGUGCUGUAUGUUGUGACCUGCUGCUCUUGGCAGUAUCCUGUUGUACUGUAUCGCGCUAGGCCCUGUUGCACUUUGUUGUGCACUGCUGUACUGUACUAUACUUUAACUUACUGUAUUCUCUGAUGCUCUGUGUAUAUCCAGGACUGUAAUCACUGGCAGGUGCGGCUCAGACUAUCUUCAGUGUUAUGUUAUUAGUUUUCAUUGCAGUCUGGUCUGUAUGUUGUUUUGCUGCAUACAUUUUGUUGCUUCUUGUCUUCUGUUGAACACUCCACGUAGUCGUGAAGUAUAUUUUCAGAAAAUCUGUACUAACUGGAAUUUUCAAAAUGAAGUGUUAUCUUCACUGAAUAGGCAUCUUCUAGAAACCUGUUUCAGACAGCUAAAGAUUUGCAGUGCCAUGCUGGUUUAACACCUUUCUUUUGUGUUGGUCUUUUAUACUGGAGAACUUUUUAAGGGAAACGGAAGAAGAGUAGAAUGCGAAAGAGAAAGAAAACAACCAGAAAUACAUCAGGAGCCUAAAAUGCAGUUGGCUUGAGCUCAGAUUCAUGUAGUACACAAAGUGACUGAUGUCUUUUGCCAGCACUCCAGUUUCUACAUGUGGUUUGCUUUUCAUUGAUGCUAGAUAGAUCAACCCUGUUCCACUAAAUGAGUUUGAAGCAACAUUCCAAAGUGAAGUGGAAGACAAGCCCCCAAUGCAGGAUGUCUCACCCUUUCAGCACUACCUCAGGGGAAUUGAACCUGCUUAAUGAAAUGGAUUGGUCAAUCAAAAUGCAAGUUACCUUUUUUGAGUGCCGAUUGUUUUUUGUGUGUGUGUGUGUGUGUGUGUGUGUGUGUGUGUGUGUGUGUGUGUGU
Protopterus annectens (West African lungfish) is the source of this 4021-nucleotide messenger RNA. It is a transcript of the gene REEP2, whose product is annotated as receptor accessory protein 2. The transcript is spliced from 8 exons. The record is from RefSeq and is a predicted model, not a curated record. Bases 751 to 1539 code for a protein of 262 amino acids. Gene Ontology annotation, molecular function: taste receptor binding; microtubule binding. Lineage: Eukaryota; Metazoa; Chordata; Ceratodontiformes; Protopteridae. Gene Ontology annotation, biological process: endoplasmic reticulum tubular network organization. Gene Ontology annotation, cellular component: endoplasmic reticulum tubular network; endoplasmic reticulum membrane; cytoplasmic microtubule.